Molecule: messenger RNA, 3801 nt
Organism: Nematostella vectensis (starlet sea anemone)
Lineage: Eukaryota; Metazoa; Cnidaria; Anthozoa; Actiniaria; Edwardsiidae
Product: insulin receptor substrate 1-B
Exons: 10
Coding region: 253-2787 (844 amino acids)
Biological process (GO): insulin receptor signaling pathway
Cellular component (GO): cytosol; plasma membrane
Molecular function (GO): insulin receptor binding; phosphatidylinositol 3-kinase binding
Source: RefSeq, a predicted model, not a curated record
GCCUAGUCCUAGUCCCCCGUGCGCCAUUUUUGACGAGCUAUUAUUGUGAUUACAAAUGAACCGUCGGGAACGGAAGGAGACGUUCCUAAUUUGCCCUUCACCCUCCCAGCAAAGCAAUAACAGCAGGAUAUAUUGGUUUGCAAAGCAAGAUUGUCAGGAAAUAACACUCUACAUCAAAGCAGAUGUAAUCCUGAUUUGAGGGUUUACAAACGGCCUUUUUGGCCUGAGGCGGGUUGCAAAGUUGUUAGAAGAAUGGGAGAUCCAUGGAUAAGGAAACAGGGGUAUUUGAAACGGUUAAAGAACUUGAAAAAAAGAUAUUUCGUCCUUCGACCAAUAUCUCCUACAGGCAAGGCAAGAUUGGAAUACUACGAGAACGACAAGAAAUUUCGCGCGCAUAGCCCACCAAAGCGUGUCAUUGAAUUGUCAAGUUGUUUUAGCAUCGCUCAAAAAGAUGACACUAAGCACAAGUUUGUGUUCGUCCUAUACACGCGCGAGGACGUGUUUGGGCUGAUAGCCGAAUCACACCACGAACUGACUCAAUGGAUGGACGCGCUUCUCGACGAGAAAGAAAAAAACGAAGCUGCGCCGGAGAGAGAUCUCCUUUGUGUUGAGAAAAUAUCAAUCCAUGCCAGUCCGUGGAUGAAUCGUAAACUGCGCAGUGUUCUUCAGCCCGAAUGGAACAUUGUCAUAAAGCCUCGGGGCCUAGGUACCAGUAAGAACCUGGCCGGAUCUUGCAAGUUACAGCUGACAAAUGAAGCCAUUCAGCUGAUCAGUAAAGCCCCUGGCAACCCUGUGACAGAGCUGCAGCUGAAUUGCAUCAGACGCUGUGGACACACAGACUGCUUUUUCUACAUGGAGCUUGGCCGGUCAGCAGCCACAGGUGCAGGGGAGAUAUGGGUUCAAGUUGAAGAUCCGCUUCUGGCUCAGAACAUGCAUGAAGCGAUUUUGGGAUCAAUGCAUUCAAUGUCAGGCUUUGAGCAAACCAGAGCUCGUCCCCAGGCUUCUACAAUAAAGCCAAGGCCAACAUCACUUCUCUUCUCCACUCCCCCUCGAACAUGGUCUGACACUUCACCCGACUCUCCCACCCUUCCAAGGGCACGCAUGGGCUCGGCAUCACGUGAUAGACAUCCCUCUGAAAGUGACAGCCCCAAAGCAACCAAGCCUGCUGUGAUAACACGAAUUUUGUCUGGCAGCAAGAAAAAAUCUGAUGACAUGGCACAUUCCAUACCUAAGGGACGUCGUAUUCAGUCCCGGUCUCUCUCGGUCGAACCUGGACAUGGGAGCCUGUUGAUGCGUGCCCAGUCAGCUGACUUCUCGCGGAUGCUUAGUGGGGUUGAGUUGCCAAGUCUAGGGAGCCCUAACUCUGUGAAAGAGAUAGAUUUUGAGCCGAUAGAGCCCGUCCGGACCAUGUCCAACUCUUCCAGUUCCUCGGGAUACAGUUCGGGGAUCAGUUGGGACACACAAGUCAAGACAGCUUCUCCUGAUAACCCAGAUAUAGCUGAAGCUGCUGAAGUUAUACAAAUUGAGAAAGUAGAGGACACAACCAAGAGUGAAUGCAUUGUCAUGGAAAGUGUCAACCAGGAGAUGCAAAAGAGAGAUGAACAUCAAGAUACUCCAAGUGAGAACAAACCAGAAGUAACAACAGCUGAAGGGACUCCAGACAAGAAAGUUCUGACGCAGCGCGGAAGGACUGGUUAUGAAGACAUGUCUGGUAACAUAGACACCAUUAUUAAGGAAGAAGAAGGAGCAAAACGACAGCCACAGCUUUCUGACACCCUCAAGUCAUCACCCAAACAGAAACGCACCUCUGUUAGUGAUGUAAGAGCUGACGUUCGUGAGUUAGUGAAUUUUAAGGGAAGUCAAAGCAUCCCAGUUCCAAAAUCGAAUGGAUCCCCCAGAUCUCAACACCAGGACUAUGUGACAAUGUCUCCACUGAGUAUAGGUCACUCUUAUGUCAACUUUAAACCUGGUAGCAUGAUUGAAAAGCAUGAAGGUGAUAUCCAAAACCAUGAAAAUACUGUAAAGAAUAGUGGCUUUGAACAAGAAUCACCCUAUAUGAAUAUUGGGUCUUUAAAGACUGAUUCGGAGGAACCGUCCUAUAUGAAUUUCAAGCCUGGAGAAUCAAAUAGUACCCUAUGUCGAUUGGAUACUAGUGAUUACAUGAAUGUUAAACCUGCUGGUAGUGCCAGUGAUACUGGUUCUAGUGAAGGACCGAACUACGUGAACUUCUGUCCUGUCUCAGCAAGUCCUGAGACUACUAAAAAAUCUGGCAAGCAGAAAAAGCAUUCAUAUGAAAACGUAUCAUCUGAUGGAAUCUUAAAGUUAUCUAAAGCACAUGAGGAACCUGAGUAUAUGAAUAUUGCUUCUAGAAGUCCAGGCCGGCAUAAACCGAUUGCUCCUUCAAGACGGUCAACUGGAGUGAUUCCAAGACCUCAAAGGGCUUCACCAAGGCGCCGGGAAAGUGAACCUGCAAAAGGUUUAUCAGAUGAGGAAGCUGGCUUGUUAUUUUUGGAUUUCAGUCAGCGAAAUAAAUCCCAAGAUGAGAAGAAAAAAGAAGGGAAUGAUAAAUCUUUAAACUAUAUCUCACUUGAUUUGUCCCACAGAGGUGACUCUUCUCCUAAAGCUAGGCCACCUAGAAUAGAUCUCAGUUCCUCAAGACUACAUAAGCAUCACAGUGACCUCAGCCCUAAGUCAGCACCAGCAUCCAGUGCUUAUUCAGAGAUAGACUUUACCAAGUCACAGGGACUUAGGCAGGCAAGACUAGAAAAGGAAAAGCCAAAGUCUUAAACAAAAUAUUCCCCUGUUUUAGUACUCCCUAACUACAUUUCUCAAUAUUCUGUGAACUACCGCAUAUGAUUUUUCCAACCAUUUGCCAGCACUGGAAUUGCUUGCAAUCACAACAAAUCUCUGUAAUAAGGUGCUGACCCAUGAAUAAGCACCAAAUGUAAUUCCAUGAGUUUUAAUUGGCCAGAAUCGGUUGGAAAUUUUUGACAAAAGUUCCCAAAAUGUUGAAAUUUGCAGUAGACCACUGGCCUUUAUUUGAUUAUGGAUAGAUAGAUAUGCCUCUAAAGAUAGAUGGAUAGAUAGAUAGAAGUGCCUUUAUUUAAUGAUGGUUGCACAAUAGGCAAUAGUAGAUCCAGUACAUCCAAUAGGGGGGAUUGCAUCUUGCUAUUUCCUGGCAGGUUUUUCGAAAAAAACUCAACUGUUUGGCAAAUUUUUCACCAGGUCAGUGGAAUUUCCCAGUAAACAUUUAGUGAAACUGUGCAGUUCUGACAGGGAGAAUAUGAGUCUACCAGGUAGGCAAAAAAAAACCCACUACUAGGUCAGGUUUCACAAGGGCUUUUGUAGGGGGGUGUUUUUCACUUUUCUGUAUUUUGGAUUUUUUUUGUUUGAUAUCACUUGCCAUCUUUUGAAUAUUCCAUAUAGAUAUGCCUUGAUAUUUUACCAUUUUUUUCACCAUUUUGAGUGGAUAGGUAUGUAGCAAGCGGACCAGGCACUUUAUACAUAAAAUUGAAUGAAAUUUUACAUUUUUUGUUUUUGAUUGACCAGCAUGGGAAUUGACAUAGAUAAACCAAUCUGUUUUCAAUAAGUAAGAGGCUAAUCAGUAACCACAGUGAAUAUUUGAAUUUGCUGCCAUAUGUCAAUUUUAUUUUUACCAAUUACUCUUAUCAAACAUUUAUGAAAAUCUUUCUUACAUUUCCAAAAUUCCUUUCACAUAAUUUUUUACAUGAAGUAUAUGUAUAUAUAUUUGAGUAAUCCAUGAAUUAUUAACUGGGAGAGUAAAAUAUAUUAUCUCAAGUA